UCCUGGAAAAUUACUUCGCCGCCGCCGCCCCUCUCCGCUCCGGUGGUGCGCCCGCUGCGCCGCCAGUACAUCCCUCAUCGCCGGCGGAUUUAGGACCCCCUCCUUUUUCCCUUCGCUCGUUGGCGGCUCGCGGAAGGCCGCAUCCUCACGUCGCCGAACCCUAAGCCGAGCGCCCCCCCCCUUCCACGCGCUACCGCGAGCGCCAGGCAUGGCGAGCGACGGGCAGCUCAGGGACUGGGUCUCCGACAAGCUCAUGUCCCUCCUCGGCUACUCCAAGAGCGUCGUCGUGCAGUACGUCAUCAGGCUGGCGAAGGAGUGCUCUUCCACCGGCGACCUCGUGGGGAAGCUCGUCGAAUUUGGGUUCUCCUCUUCCGCGGAGACCCGGAGUUUCGCCGCGGACAUCUACGGCAAGGUUCCCCGGAAGGCCAGCGGUAUCAGCAAUUACCAGAAACAGGAAAGAGAGGCAGCAAAGCUUGUGAAGAAACAGAGCACUUACAAACUGUUGGCCGAUGAGGAGGACAACGAUGCUGAAACCCUCACAUCAACGAGCCGAAAGAGCUCCGCGAAUACUUCCUCUAAGAGUAGAAAACAUUUUAGGAGGAAAGCGGAAGACCAGGAUGAUGGGAAUGAUGAUGAUGCAAAUGAUACAACAACACAGGAUGCGGGGAGGAAUGUGAGAAGACGAACAGAAGAGGUGGAUGAUGAAGAUGGUGAUAAUGACACUGAUGAAGAGCAAGAAAGGAUAAGAGAUCAGCAGGAAAGGGCUCAGCUCGAAAAGAACAUGAGAGAAAGAGAUGCAGCCAACACUCGAAAGUUAAUGGAGCGACAAUUAUCUAAGGAGGAACAAGAGGAGAUCACCAGGAGAUCUCAGGCAAUGGACAACAAUGACACUUCAGAUUUGAGAAAAUUUUCAAGGCAAGCUUACUUACAGAAGAGAAGGGACAAAAAAAUUGAUGAAAUCAGGGAUGAAAUUCUAGAUCACGAGUACAUUUUUCAGGAUGUCAAACUAACUGAGGCCGAAGAAAAAGAGUUCAGAUACAAAAAGAAGAUUUAUGAUCUUGUCAAGGAGCAUGUUGAGAGUGCAGAUGAUGUUGCUGAGUACAAAAUGCCUGAAGCUUAUGAUAUGGGUGAUAGUGUCAAUCAAGAAAAGAGAUUCUCUGUAGCAAUGCAGCGUUACAAAGAUCCUGAGGCCCGGGAUAAAAUGAAUCCUUUUGCUGAACAGGAAGCAUGGGAAGAGCACCAAAUAGGAAAGUCUAAACUGCAAUUUGGAUCAAAAGAUAGGAAGCGGUCUUCUGAUGAUUAUCAGUAUGUAUUCGAAGAUGGCAUUGAUUUUGUUAAAUCAUCAGUCAUAGAAGGAACACAGCAUGAAGAAGACACAGACCAAGAGGAUGCUGAUGAAAAAGCUAUGUUAAAAAGGGAGCUCCAGGAUGAGCGGAAAACUCUUCCAAUCUAUAAAUUCAGGGAUGAACUGCUCAAGGCUGUUGAAGAGUAUCAGGUUAUUGUCAUAGUGGGAGAAACUGGCUCUGGCAAAACAACACAAAUACCUCAGUAUCUUCAUGAAGCUGGAUAUACAGCAAAAGGAAAGGUUGCAUGCACACAGCCUCGUCGAGUUGCAGCAAUGAGUGUUGCAGCGAGGGUGUCCCAAGAGAUGGGUGUUAAACUGGGACAUGAGGUUGGCUACUCUAUAAGGUUUGAGGAUUGCACGUCGGAGAAAACAUUGAUUAAGUAUAUGACUGAUGGCAUGCUUCUGAGGGAGUUUCUUGGUGAACCAGAUUUGGCAAGCUAUAGUGUUGUUAUGGUUGAUGAGGCUCAUGAGCGUACACUGUCUACUGAUAUCUUAUUUGGUUUGGUGAAGGAUAUUUCACGGUUUCGGCCAGAUCUAAAGUUGCUCAUUUCAAGUGCAACCCUUGACGCAGAAAAAUUUAGUGACUAUUUUGAUUCAGCUCCUAUUUUCAAGAUACCUGGGAGACGAUACCCUGUUGAAGUUCAUUAUACAAAAGCUCCAGAAGCAGAUUAUAUAGAUGCAGCCAUUGUCACUGUUUUGCAGAUACAUGUGACACAAUCCCCUGGUGAUAUCCUUGUCUUCCUUACAGGACAAGAAGAAAUUGAAACAAUUGAUGAAAUCCUUAAACAUAGAACAAGAGGCUUAGGCACAAAGAUUGCAGAACUAAUUAUCUGUCCUAUAUAUGCAAAUCUUCCUACUGAGCUUCAAGCUAAGAUAUUUGAGCCCACCCCAGAGGGUGCUCGGAAGGUUGUUCUGGCCACUAAUAUAGCAGAGACUUCAUUGACCAUUGAUGGUAUAAAGUAUGUCGUUGAUCCAGGCUUUUGUAAGAUUAAGUCAUACAACCCCCGAACAGGAAUGGAAUCUCUACUUAUCAACCCUAUCUCAAAGGCAUCAGCAAACCAGAGGGCAGGAAGAUCUGGACGAACUGGACCAGGAAAAUGCUUCCGCCUGUACACAAGUUAUAACUAUAUGCAUGACCUUGAGGACAAUACUGUUCCAGAAAUUCAAAGAACCAACCUUGCAAAUGUUGUUCUUACUCUUAAGAGUCUUGGUAUUCAUGACUUGGUUAAUUUUGAUUUUAUGGACCCACCUCCAUCAGAGGCUCUAUUAAAGGCCCUGGAACAACUUUUUGCUCUCAGUGCACUCAACAGUCGUGGAGAAUUGACCAAAACUGGAAGAAGAAUGGCAGAGUUUCCAUUGGAUCCUAUGCUGUCAAAGAUGAUCGUAGCUUCGGAGAAAUACAAGUGCUCUGAUGAGGUCAUCUCCAUUGCAUCCAUGUUGUCAGUUGGCAAUUCUAUAUUCUAUCGUCCAAAGGACAAACAAGUCCAUGCAGACAAUGCAAGGUUGAACUUCCACACAGGCAAUGUUGGGGAUCAUAUAGCGCUACUCAAUGUUUACAACUCAUGGAAAGAAACAGACUAUUCAACACAGUGGUGCUAUGAAAACUAUAUACAGGUCCGCAGCAUGAAAAGGGCAAGAGAUAUUCGUGAUCAACUGGAAGGACUUCUAGAAAGAGUUGAGAUUGAGGUUUCAUCAAAUGCUAGUGACUUGGAUGCUAUUAAAAAGGCUAUAACAUCAGGUUUCUUCCAUCAUUCUGCACGGUUGCAGAAGAAUGGUUCAUAUAGAACUGUGAAGAAUCCUCAAACUGUAUUUAUCCAUCCUAGUUCUGGAUUAGCACAGGUACUUCCUCGGUGGGUAAUAUACCAUGAAUUAGUCCUUACAACAAAAGAGUAUAUGCGUCAGGUAACAGAAUUGAAGCCCGACUGGCUGGUAGAAAUAGCACCACACUAUUAUCAACUAAAAGACGUUGAUGACUCUGGGACCAAGAAGCUGCCCAAGGGCCAAGGACGAGCUGCAUUAUAGCCACCUUACUGCGAUUGAAGAUAUAUAUAUUUUUGUGUGUAACCUGAUUCAGAGCCCAGAAUUAGAUGUCAUAGAGUGAAGAUGUAUAUAACUCCACUUUUAGUUCUUAGAUUUUGACCCCUGUCAUCGUCUCAAUUAGCGGCCAAAUAACAAUUACUCAGGCAUAUUUCGACGUGCUAGCAUGUACACAGCUGCAAUUGUUUUAUAAGCUUUGUGUUGAUGUAGAGAUGUAGAUACUGCACUACCUGAGUCAUACGAGGACUAACCUUGUGCAUAUAACGAUGAGGAUGCUGCACCACAACCUGUUUCUGCCAUUCUGUUGUGUGCCAUAUCUACGCAUAUAAAUUUGAAGGGGAAAUGGGCUAGUUUUUUUUAAUGGAAGUGCAAGCUAGGUUU
Messenger RNA from Oryza brachyantha (malo sina), 3763 nucleotides. Its product is annotated as pre-mRNA-splicing factor ATP-dependent RNA helicase DEAH1-like. Bases 209 to 3367 code for a protein of 1052 amino acids. The record is from RefSeq and is a predicted model, not a curated record. Lineage: Eukaryota; Viridiplantae; Streptophyta; Magnoliopsida; Poales; Poaceae. Gene Ontology annotation, molecular function: ATP binding; RNA binding. Gene Ontology annotation, cellular component: intracellular anatomical structure; catalytic step 2 spliceosome. The transcript is spliced from 27 exons.